GUACCUCGGGAAAACACAUCUGCAAGCUGGCCGCCAGGCGGGACCCCGCGCGGAACCCCUCGCGGCACCCCUCGCGGCAGCUUCCUGAGGUCUUCAGCGAAGCAGGUGUCCGUGGCCUUCCAGGACCUGGCCGUGAGGUUCUCCGAGGAGGAGUGGCAGCUGCUGGGGGAAGGGCAGAGGACGCUCUACCGCGACGUGAUGCGGGAGAACUACGAGACGCUGCGCUCCCUGGGGACAGAUGAGCUGCUCCCCCUCUCUGCCUUCCUGUCUCCUACGGAGCCUGGAGGAGCCAUGGAAGGCAGGAACUACGCUGGUGAGGGGCAGGAGCCUCCUAGGGGAGGAGGCCCCCUGGGAGGCGCACCCCCGCACAGCCUGCACCUCACUGCCCUGGUGCAGCUGGUCAAGGAGAUUCCGGAGUUCCUGUUUGGGGAGGUCAGCCCGGAGAGUGAGAGUGGGAGCGGGGCAGUCAGCCUGGAUGGGGAGCGGGGGAGCCCCGAGGCAGCUGUGACUGUGGAGACUUGCCCUCUCCAAGGCCUGCUCGGCUGCCUUCCAAACACGCCUACUGGCUGGCCCCACCUGGCCACCACAUCUAGCAGCGGCUCAUCGUCCAGCAGCCUGCCUGGAGCCGGGGGCCAGGGGAGCCCCGUCACCAUCAAAACUCCUGACAAACCAAGACCUACAGAGAAGGAAGGCCCAGAAGCCCCAGGUGGGGAGCCCAACCCUCCUACCUAUAGCCCCAGCAGGAAGAAGGGCCACGGAAGACAGGAGAGAGGGACCCUGGGGACAGGUGCUGUAGGAAUCUCUCCUGGGAGCAGCCCCUUGCAAGGCCUUAUCAACUGCCUGAAGGAAAUCCUUGUGCCUGGACCCCAGCAUCCUGAGGUGUCCCGAGGCUUGCUGCCUCCUGUCCCCGGCCAGGGCACCUCUCAGCUAACCGGAGCAGAGCUGGGGCCCGAGAGCCCACCCUGGGCAGUGAAGACAGAGGCAGCUUCCGGGGCUUGUCCCCUCCAGGGUCUGCUGAACUGUCUGAAGGAGAUCCCAGAGGCCCAGCACAGGCAUCCUAGCCCCUCAGGAGUAGGGGACCCACCACUACAGGAGGACCCAGGGGCCUGCCAAAGGAAUUCUGGAGGGCCCAGACCCCUGCAGACCCCUCCUCCCGGGCCUGGUCCAGGAGCUGGCAGCGUGCCCUCUGUGGUGAAGAUGGAGGACGGCUGGGCCCAGAGCCCCCCCGUGCCUGUGUCCUGUCAGCUCCGCAAGUGGACCCACAGCCCCUCUGCCGCCAGCAGCCAGGGGAGCGAUGGAGAGACCAGAGGGGCCCGAGUGCCCAGCUGGGGUCCCAUAGCUCAAGCCGGCAGUGCCUCGAGCUCACCCCUGGAAGCCCUGGAGGCCUGUCUGAAGGGCAUUCCCCUGAGUGGGUCGUUACCUCCCCAGCCGCCGGCCACCUCUGGAUUCCAGAGCCCUCAGCCAGGAGACCCCGGGUCUCAGAGGCCCGAGCUGCAGCCCUGCAGAUCACACAGUGAAGAGGUGACUGGGGGGCCUUUUCUGGCUCUGAGUCUGCAGGGCUGUGUGAGAGGCAGCCCUGCCCUCCCCUCAGGUCCCCACAGCACCCCUCCCAGCUUCUCCUCAUCCAGCAGCACCGAUGGGGACCUGGAUUUCCAGAGCCCUGGGGGCAGCCAGGGGCGUCCGCCUGGAAAAGGAAGCCCAGUGGGAAGCUCCCCGCUCCAGGGCCUGGAGAACUGUCUCAGAGAGAUACCUGUGCUCAGGCCGCAGUCAGCCUCGUCCUGGUCCUCAGCAGGGGACAGGGGGUCCCAGAGAGCAGAGCCCAAGAAUUGGACUGCAGACAAGGAAGGACUGAGAGGCGAGGCCUGUGAGCCAGCUCAUCUGGGACAGAGUCCGGGGGAAGCACCCACCAGGAGCUUCCGGCUGGCCAGCCCCCAGGCGCUCACCUCCAGCAGCGUCCCCAUCUGCUACCAGCGAGGGCUCAAAGACCAUGGGGCCACCAGGCCGGGGCCGUGGAGGUGGCUCCAAGAUGGCGCAGCCACAAAGCCCUCCCCACUCCACUGUCUGGAGAACUCUCUGAAGGGGAUCUUGCCUGGGAGGCCCCUGCGCUUCGCCUGCUUGGCAGGCCCCAGCCCCAGCCCCAGCCCCAGCCCCAGCUCCAGCUUCAGCAGCUCAGAAGGAGACGAGCUCUGGCAGCUGCUCCCUCAGGGUGAGUUUGCAGGGGACAGAGGAGGCCAGGGAGCCAUUCCCUCCCUCGUCCCGGGGUGCAGCUGCUGCCCUGACACCAGCUUUGUGUUGCCAGAGAGGGACCGUCUUCCUGGCUGCAAGGCUCCUGGCCCUCUGUCCCCGCGCCCGGGCAGCGCCCCCACCGGCAGCAGCCCUGGUGAAGGCCCAGGGAGAGCAGAGCCCGCGGACCACUGCAGGCUCAGUGCAGGAAAAGCAGAAGAGAAGACAGGGGGCAGGUCCCAGUUGCCCUGGAGAGACGUGUACUCAGAAACUCCGGGCCGGCAAGGCCCCCUGGGCAGUGCUGGAGGAGGGGCAGCUGGGAACCCCUGCCCUGCGCCUCAGCCAGAGAAGAGGCCUGGUCCGGGGCCCUGCCAGCCUCUUGGAUCAGCCCCUGGGCCCCUGUCCUGGAAGCCCAGGGUCAGUGAAGAAUCCAGGGGUCCAGGGUCUGGAAAUGGAAGACCAAGUGUUGCAGCCGGGACCCCUGGGAAGCCACUUCCCAGAGGCCUGCCUGAGCCGCCCCCUGCAGCUGCCAUCCGUCCGGCUUUGCCGCAGGCGCCCCCCCAGCCGUGCCCCUGCGGAAGCUCUGUGCAGCCCGAGCUCCGCAGCCUUGGCACCGCCCUCUCGGAGAAGCUGGAUCGGCUCGCCGCGGCCCUGGCAGGCCUGUCUCAGGAAGUAGCCACCAUGAGGACCCAGGUGGAUCGGUUAGGGAGGCGCCCUCGGGGCCCUGGGCCAAAGUGCCAGGCUUCCUGGCCGUGGGCCCCCUCCCGGGGACCUCGCUGGGCCAAUGGCCCUGCUCACAGACACCUCCCCUACUGGAGACAGAAGGGCCCCACCAGGCCGAAACCAAAGAUCCUGCGUGGUCAGGCGGAAGGCGGCAGGGCUGGUGACGUCUUAGGCCUCUCCUGCCGAAGGUUCCGCCCGGUAUCUCAGCUGCCUCCAGAUGCCCCCACGGCAGAACCUUCUGGGCCCAACUCCAGCCCUUCCCAGCAGCCGCUCUCAGCACGCAGCUGCCGUGCCGUGGUGCCUGUGCAUGCUUCCCUUGGACACACCGGGGGUCACCGGAGUCCCCCCACCCCUUCAGUGCCUACUGCUUUACCCCCGCAGAUGGCUUCUGCGGCCAGGGUAGAUGCAGAGCCGCAGUUUGCAGCCGCGGUGCCGCCUGGGGCCGGCAGCCAGCCCAAGGAUCCAAACAGCCUGAUGGCGGGGGGCCAGAGAGCUCUUGAGGAGCAGCUGUGGGGCGGGGAACACAGCGCGCCGAGGUGGGGGGCCCCUAACCACCUUCUUCAUCAGCUCAGUCCUGCUGAAGCUGUCCCGAGCCUGGCCACUUCUCCUAGGGGCUGUCCUGCACCCUUACCCUGCUCCAGCCGAAACUUCCCCACUUCCGGGCCGUGAAGGGGCUGGGAGUUCCGCCUUGGCCUGAGCACCCCGACUCCAGGACGCUUUUCGCUCAGGGAGGCCGCUGUUUGGGGUGCAUUUCUCAGCCACGCCUCUGGUCUUCUUGGCUCAGGUUCAUUCAGAUGCUGCUUCCCCGUCCUGUCCUUUCCCCUGGAACUGUCCUAGCUUGCAGGUGACUGGAGUGCCCGCACGCGUGUGUGCGCCACGUUCGCCUGGGCACUCCAGCAGCUGCAGAGGGACCACGAGCACCCGCUUCCUAGCAUCUGCGCUUCCUGAUCUCAACACUGAGGAGGGCUUGGCCCUUGCUUUCCUGGUAAAUCGGGGGCAUGGGUUUCACUUGGAGAGGACCCUGCCCCUCGGCUGAAGCUGGAUUUGCCCGUGUACAGGAGAAGUGGGGGCCUGAGGGAAAGGCCCUCGGCUCCUAGGAAGGGGCCCCGCGGGGCCGGACCAGGGCCGCCGUUGGUUCUCUUAGCAGGACAAGUACCUAGUCGGCUCAGCUGCCUGCCUCUCCACACCCUCGAGAGAACUCCGCAGUGUCCUGGAAGGCUGGGAAGAUCAGCUGCGGAACAGAAUUCCCAGAUGGGUCCUUGGAAGAGCCCCACACGUUAUACUGUGAGCACAGACCGCAGACCACAGACUGGGCGGCGUGAACAACACACACUCUCACAGCCUGGAGGCCAGAGUCUGGGGUCAGGGUGGUGGCUAGGCGGGUUCCUACUGACGCAGUGAGGGAGAGUCUGCCCCAGGGCUCCCUCCUGGCUUCUCACUGGUCAUCUUCAUGGCCACAUGGCUUUCUCCCCGAACGCGUGCAUCCAGAUUCCCCCUUUGUGUAGGGACAGCGUCGGACUGGGCCCGCCCCAGUGCCCUCACUGUGACUUGAUCACCUCUUUAAAACCCUGUCUCCAAGUAAGGUCAUGUUCUUAGGUACUGGGAGUUAGGACUUCAACAUGGAUUUCAAACCAUAACACGUGUAAGGGACUAGGUUGGUCUUCUUGAGUUCGUCUUGGGAGGAGAGGCAUGACUACUAAGGUGUCUCCAGGCCAGAAGGACCUGCUCUGGGCCCCACCCCACUCGGUCGUAUAUUGGGAGUCCUGCCUGUGGCUUACCUGCCUCAUGUCCUUCCCCAGGCUCAGAUCUUUUCCCCUAGCCUAAUGUUCCCACUUUCGUCCUUACUGGAUGUGAAGAAUCUUCAGGAACUGUGCGCACGUUGUCCGGGAGGGGCCACCCGGCCGGGCUGGCAUGGUCAGCUCGGCAGUCAGGGAACCCAGGUGCCAGUGCUGAGGCCCAGGCCAACUCGGGCCCCAAAAGGGGCUAUAGGCUUGCGGCUGUCGUGCCCGCUGCAGAUCCCGGGACACAUGCAGGGCUGGCCUGCGCUCCUGGCUGCCCCUCCGGAGGGAAGGGGGAGGGGCUGGGCUGCCCGCCGUGAGCGGCGGGGUGGUUGCCGUGUGUUCAGGACUGAGUCCCAAGAGGACUGUCUCGGAAGCUAAUGUCUAGAAGAUCAUGUCACUGGAUGUUUAAAAGAGGCAGUGUCUUCACAUGUAGCCAUACUUGAUAAGAACAUAAGGAACAAAAAACUUCUAGACUUUCCACUCAAAGACCUCAGGAAGAUGAGUGAGUUCUUUUUCGGGCUUCAGUGAGCGAGGGCUGGGCACGUGUCAGAGCCCGUGGAGAGGGGAGGACAGGGCUGCGGGGAGGGGCGGAGGGUGCUGUCAGUAGGAGGAGGGUUCUGGGCACCCCUGCUCAGCCGUCCCUCGGUCCUGCCCACUGGCCUCCUGUCCCUUCUCCCCCUAGUCAGCAGCGGUCAUGGAGGUGGUCAACACCUACCUUUGAAUGGCAUUUUAAGGUUUUGUUUGGUGGACUUCAUGAAUAUCGGGCAUCACACAGACCCUGUGCAGCAGGAGUGAAGGAGCAAAUGAGCUCAGAGGGCAGAGGUGACCUUGAAUUUGCAGAGCCUGUCCUUGGCAGAGCCUGCAGGAGCACUGCACCCCUGUUGGUGCUUGGCAGCCGGGCUUGGGCCCUCACCCGCUGGGUGACCCUCCUUCCAGCCUUCACCUGCGCUGCAGACAAGGAUGCUCAGGGCGAGCCCAGUCUCGGUGGUCCACAUCCAAUCCGACCAUAUAGGAAGCUCAAAUCUUUUUUUUGUUGUUGUUAAGAAUGUGGAAAACAAAUAAUAAAAUGAAUGGUAAGAA
This is a messenger RNA of Leptonychotes weddellii (Weddell seal), 5807 nucleotides long. NCBI's taxonomy places the organism in Eukaryota, Metazoa, Chordata, Mammalia, Carnivora, Phocidae. The record is from RefSeq and is a predicted model, not a curated record.